Parnassius mnemosyne (clouded apollo) is the source of this 2262-nucleotide messenger RNA. Lineage: Eukaryota; Metazoa; Arthropoda; Insecta; Lepidoptera; Papilionidae. The record is from the annotation of a GenBank genome assembly.
GCCCAUGGCGUCUGAAAGCGUUUUGUGAAAUGUGCUGCUGACUUAGUCGUAGUUUCUGAUAAUUGAACUAAUAUUUACAUAUUUUUCUUAUAAAGUUUAUUAUUACGUGCUGAUUUUCUUCCAACAAAGUUUCGCUUGAGUCUUUAAUAUGGGACGAGGAAGAGAUCGUAGCCGUGAUAGACGUCGCAGCCGAAGCAGAAGUAGGAGCAGAAGCCGUAGUCGAAGUCCCCGUUAUGGUUUAGGAUCCGGCGGUGGAUAUGGUGGAGGUGGUGGACGCCGUAGCAAUCCAGGAGCAAGUUUGCGUAAACCUAAAUGGGAUUUGAGUAGGCUAAAGCCAUUUAAGAAAGACUUUUAUGUCCCUCAUCCAGAUGUAGAAAGCAGACCAGAUUCUGAAGUUGAAGCUUGGAGAAGUGAAAAUGAAAUUACACUAAAAGGUCGGAACAUUCCGAAACCUACCUUGACAUUUGAUGAAGCUGGAUUUCCUGAUUACGUUAUGGACGAAAUUGACAAAAUGGGAUUUUCGAAGCCUACGCCCAUUCAAGCUCAAGGAUGGCCUAUAGCUCUUAGUGGGUGUGAUAUGGUUGGAAUUGCUUCUACUGGAUCUGGUAAAACGCUCUCUUAUAUAUUGCCAGCUAUUGUUCACAUAAAUCACCAACCUAAAUCUAGUAGAGGUGAUGGUCCUAUUGCAUUAGUUUUAGCCCCAACUAGAGAAUUAGCCCAACAAAUACAAGAAGUGUGUGAUAAAUUUGCCAACACAUCUAAAAUACAUAACACUUGUUUAUUUGGAGGUGCUCCUAAGGGGCCUCAAGCAAGAGACUUGGAUGCAGGGGUGGAAAUUGUUAUUGCUACUCCAGGGCGUCUAUUAGAUUUUUUGGAAAGUGGAAGAACUAAUUUAAAGAGAUGUACCUAUUUGGUCUUAGAUGAGGCUGACAGAAUGUUAGAUAUGGGGUUUGAACCACAGAUUAGAAAAAUUAUAGAACAAAUUAGACCUGAUCGUCAGACCCUUAUGUGGUCAGCUACAUGGCCAAGGGAGGUACAAAGCUUGGCUUCUGAAUUUCUUAAAGAUUAUCUUCAAAUUAAUGUUGGUUCUCUGCAGUUAGCUGCAAAUCACAAUAUUUUACAAAUUAUUGAUGUUUGUAUGGAGUAUGAAAAAGAAACAAAAUUAAGUACUCUUCUAAAAGAAAUUAUGGCUGAAAAAGAAAAUAAGACUAUAAUAUUUAUAGAAACAAAGCGUCGCGUGGAUGAUAUUACUAGGAAAAUGAAAAAGGAUGGGUGGCCUGCUGUAUGUAUUCAUGGUGAUAAGUCACAAAAUGAACGAGAUUGGGUAUUGCAAGAUUUUAGAAGUGGAAAAGCUCCUAUUCUUGUAGCCACAGAUGUAGCGGCUAGAGGUUUAGAUGUUGAUGAUGUUAAGUUUGUCAUUAAUUUUGACUAUCCAAGCAACUCCGAAGAUUAUGUACAUCGCAUUGGACGAACAGGAAGGACAAAUAAAACUGGAACAGCUUAUACUUUCUUUACACCUUCAAAUGCUGCUAAAGCAGGAGAUCUUAUUUCAGUAUUGAAAGAAGCAAAACAAGUUGUAAAUCCUAAAUUGCAAGAACUUGCUGAGCGUGGUGGUGGAGGUGGACGACGUCAUCGAGGUCGAGGAGGAAGAUACCGUAGAGGGCGAAGAUCCCGUUCAAGAUCACGUUCGCGUCGCCGUCGCACUCGAUCGCGAUCGCGUUCCCGGGACAGACGGCGACGCCGUCAUAGUUCAUCGAGAUCUUCACGAAGCAGAUCAUCAAGAUCGUCGAGAAGUCAUUCUCGAUCUCGUUCGCGCUCUCGUUCCCGUUCACGUAGCCGUUCACGUUCAGAGAACGGCUACAAUGGAGACUCGCGCCGACGUAGGAGACGAUAAAUAAGAAAUGAAAGAAUAGAGUGAAGAACAAAAACGCUAGUGCUAAGUUUGGACGACAGAAUUUCAUUCCAAGUUGUGUUUGUUGGCAUUAAUUUUCUAUGCCUAAAAUUGUAACUUAACGAUUUUCAUGAUUAAAACCUAAUAUGAAUUACACUUAAUAAAAAUAAGCUAAAAAGUAAAAGCUAUAGCAUCAUUGAGUGCUUUUAAUUUAUCGUCUACAUUCUACAAUAUCCUGAUCUUAUUAGUGUUGAUCUUUUUAUAAUUUAAGUUUUAUUGACGGUAAUUUUGUCUUGUAGGUACAUAAGUACAUUAAUAUGACUGUCUGUAUAAAAUACUUUGAAAUCGUAAAUAAUAUACGAACUUUUUGU